AUGGGGCUACUCACGAUCCCGGUAGAGCUACUGGACGAGAUCACCGGCUAUUUAACCUACUCAUCCCGGUUCGCUCUCUCUCUCACCUGUCGAACACUUCAUGCCUGGAUCGACAACCCAUAUUGUACUUCGAAGAAGUGUGACAACCCUCUUUCUGAACGGCUAGUACAGUCCCUAUGCCCUGUUAUCAAGCCCAAGGACCUGUUUGAAAUGGAGAUGUGGCCGGGAUACUUGGAACAAGACAAUAUCCGGAUGGCACACGGCUACUUCGCCUGUGGGGAGUGUGUCAGACUCCGGCGCGCACGACACUUUACAAACGCCAUGAUGAAGGGGAAGAGAGGCAAGGUUGGGUCAGGCACCAUUGAGCAACGGUCGAAACGAGUCUGUAUUCAGUGUUGUUUUCGACUUGGCCGGUUUUCCCCUGGAACAACCUUCUACUUUGGAGGAGCCGAAGUCGAUGGAUAUGGCAUCGUUUGCGCGAGAUGCCGCGGAUACGAAGAAUAUGAGGGUUACCAUUGGAACGCGUCUGGCACUUGCAGCAGAUGCAUACUUACCUUCAGACUUACCUGUCUAGCACAUUUACUGGGGCUUUUCCUGCCCAGCGACGACUCUUCUUCUGAGACUGAUAGAAAGCCUUAA
This is a messenger RNA of Trichophyton rubrum CBS 118892, 639 nucleotides long. RefSeq lists its product as uncharacterized. NCBI's taxonomy places the organism in Eukaryota, Fungi, Ascomycota, Eurotiomycetes, Onygenales, Arthrodermataceae. The coding region runs from base 1 to 639 and encodes 212 amino acids. Gene Ontology annotation, molecular function: protein binding. The transcript has 2 exons. The record is from RefSeq and is a predicted model, not a curated record.